AUGACGUUCCUCAACAUCCCCGCACACCUCGACUGGCCCGCCCAGUUCUGCCUGCUCCUCACUGCUGGGACCUGGGUCGCCUCUCUCGUCACCGCCAACGUCUCCCAGGUCGACAGGCUCUGGACGUUCCUCCCCACCAUAUAUACAGCGUACUAUGCCCUGCUACCCCUCUGGCCGAACGAGCAGCCAUUCCUUUUCGUGCCGUACGCCCCGAAGGAGUUGGGGUACGCGAGCGUGAAGGAUUAUAGCCCGAGGGCGCUAUUGAUCUUUGGGCUUGUCGUUGUGUGGAUGUGCAGAUUGAGCUAUAACACCUGGCGGCGCGGAUUGUUCGACCUAAAAGACGAAGACUACCGCUGGGCCGUCCUGCGUGCCCAGCUCCCGCCCUGGCUCUUCCAAAUAACCAACCUUACCUUCAUCGCCUUCACCCAAAACGUCCUGCUCCUCUCACUCGGCCUGCCCGUCCACGUCGCCGCUGUCUUCCAACCCCAUUCACCCCUUUCUUCAUCCGACUACGCCUUAGCUGCCCUCGCGCUCGUCGUCCUCGGAAUAGAGUUCACGGCAGACAACCAGCAGUACGCGUUCCAUGCGUACAAGCAUGCGUACCUGGCGAAGAAGAAGGCGGAGGAGGACGGGAAGGAGGUGAAGGUGAAAGAAUAUGAUGCGAAUGAGCAUUGGGUCGGUGCGAGGCUGGCGUGGACCCCGGAUGAUGCGCGGAGAGGGUUUGUGACGAGGGGGUUGUGGAGAUACUCGAGGCAUCCGAACUUUGCGUGUGAGCAGGGUUUCUGGUGGAUCAUAACCCUCCUUCCCCUGGUCUCCCCCUUCCCACCCAACAUCCCCACCCAAGCGGACCUCCCAACUCUCCCUACACUCCUCCGCGCGCUCGCCUCGCCCUCCCAACAUCCUGCGCUCCUCCUCUCCGUCAAACAGACCCUCGCACCCGCAGUGCACCUCCUCCCCGCGCUCGCCCUCAGCCUGCUCUUCAUCUCGUCGACGACCUACACAGAGGCGAUCUCCAAGUCCAAGUACCGCAGCACGUACGGCGCGUACCAGAGGAGGGUGGGCAUGUUCAGCCCGCACCAGACGCUGGGGAAGUGGGUGUGGAUGCGGUUGUGGUGGGCCGGGGAGGAUAGGAAAGGGAUUGAGGAGGUUGUAUGGGGGGACUCGGAGGCUCCAUCGAAGAGGCUUAAGAAGGAGUGA
This is a messenger RNA of Cyclocybe aegerita, 1197 nucleotides long. The record is from the annotation of a GenBank genome assembly. Lineage: Eukaryota; Fungi; Basidiomycota; Agaricomycetes; Agaricales; Hemipholiotaceae.